Molecule: messenger RNA, 1667 nt
Organism: Paramecium pentaurelia
Lineage: Eukaryota; Ciliophora; Oligohymenophorea; Peniculida; Parameciidae
Source: the annotation of a GenBank genome assembly
AUGUUUGUAAGUAUUUUAAUAUUUUAUGUGGAAUGUAGUUUCUCAUAAAGUAUACAACUUGUUGACUCUUUAUAAAACUCUUGGGUGAUAUAUAGCUAAGAGUAAUCAUACAAUAAACAAUUUCAUUGGAAAGACACUUCAUGUUGUACACCUCCUGAUUUAGAAAUGAUUAAUGCCACUUAAACAUUGAAUUAUGAAAAUACCUUAUAAGUUAUCUUGGAUGGCUACUAGAUUUAGGAUAAUUAAUUUAGUAUUACAAACUUAGGAUUUAAUAAAUAAAUAGCAAAUUAUACAAUCAUUAAUUAGACAAAUGCUGUAAUAAAUAACUAUUGUUUGAUGGAUAAGAUUGAUACAAAUUCAAAUACAAUUAAUUCAGGAAUGAUGGAAUUUUAAAUUGCAGUUCUUAAUCCUCAAUCAAAUUAAUAAUAAAAUCUUAUAUUUUAAUAUUGGUUUCUUUGUUAAUCUUUAACAUUUGAGAAUCAAUAAUAAAUAAAAAUAAAUUUUGAUACAUCAAUGAUAAUAAUUAUAUUAUUUGGAUGCUUUUGUGUUUGGAUUUUUACUAAAAUGGCUAAAAUUAGAUCUUUAAAAAUUAAAAUUGAUUUUAAGAAAUACUCUUUUUUUAAUAGAUUUAUUGCAAUUUAAUCUUUUUAAUAGGAAGAUCAAGUACUUUAUUUUUAGGGAUUUAUAGUUAAUUGGAUAUUGUACAUACUUUAUAUCUUUGCAUCUAUUAUGUUUUAUGUUCUUGUAAAUUAUAUAAAUGCUUGGUAUGAAGUAGUAUUAAUAAUGUGCUUAAUAUUUGCUUUGUUUUGUUGUUGGUUUCUAUUCAAUGAAUUACAAUGUUUUUUAUCUGUAAAUUUGAAAUUGUAAGUAGAAAUAUUUAAAUCAAUAAGAGUAUGUGAUUGUAUAUCAUUAUUUUUAUCUGUUUUAUUUGUAGUCCUUUAUUUAACACUGAAUUAAGCUUGGUACAUAUCAAAUAUGAUUACAUUUUGCAUAUCUGGAUCAUUAUUUAGAUUAUUUAAGGUUAUAAAUUUAAGAGGAAUUGCUAUAUUAUAUGGAUUUAUAAUGAUAUUUGAUUGCUUUUAUUUUUUCGCACUUUUGACAACAAUUGCCAAAGUCAAUUAUGAAAUUAUUGUUUUACAAGUAAUAAUAGUUUAUUAUUGAAAAGUAUUCUAAUUUUCCAGUGCUUUUUCAAAUUCCAUAAUUUAGAUACAAUUUAAAUAAAGUUUGUGUUUGGUUAUCAUUAAUGGAUUUAGUGAUUCCAGGGAUAUCCAUUUCAUAUUUAUAUAGAUUCGAUAGAAAUAGGAAUUCCAGAGUUUAUUUUAUAAUUGGAUUGCUUGGACUCUUUUUUGGAAUAAUCUGUUGGUUAUUAGCUACAUUAACUCCUUCAAAUACUAAAAUUUAACUUCCUUAAUCAAUAUUUGUAUAUCCAUUGAUAAUAUUAUUUACAUGUCUAUGGGCAAUUAGACAAGGUGAUUUAAGAAUAAUUUGGUAUGGAGAAUUCUAUGAUAAAUAUGUAAAUUUUAGAAUUUAUAAUUUAAUAGCUUAUGGAUAAUUUCAUAAUUGAAUACAAUCCUGAAGUAUCCAAAAUUGCACUUGAAAAUUCAUCAUUAAAAUAAGAUUAAAUAGCUAAUUUAAUAAAAGGUCUUAGGCUGGAACCUCAGCUUUGA